Molecule: messenger RNA, 2298 nt
Organism: Prionailurus viverrinus (fishing cat)
Lineage: Eukaryota; Metazoa; Chordata; Mammalia; Carnivora; Felidae
Gene: KMT5C
Product: lysine methyltransferase 5C
Exons: 9
Coding region: 86-1597 (503 amino acids)
Cellular component (GO): nucleus
Molecular function (GO): protein binding; histone H4K20 methyltransferase activity
Source: RefSeq, a predicted model, not a curated record
GUCUGACGAGAGCCGGAGCAGGCAGUGGGAGGUGGUGGCGGCGGCGGCGCGGGUGCCUCAGGAGGAGGAGGAGGAGGAGAAGCGGAUGAGACUGGAGACCGAAACGCUUGCCAAAUCCUGCGCAGCUCACAAACGGCCCUUCCCGGGGCGCCGCCCCUGCCCCUGCAUUGUGCCCCCGACUCUUGGCCAGAGGCAGCAUGGUCCGCGGGGCACCAUGGGACCUGACAGAGUGACAGCCAGAGAGCUGUGUGAGAAUGACGACCUUGCCACCAGCCUUGUCCUGGACCCCUACCUCGGCUUCCGCACCCAUAAGAUGAACGUCAGCCCCGUGCCCCCCCUGCGGCGACAGCACCACCUGCGCUCAGCGCUGGAGGCCUUCCUGAAGCAGCGGGACCUGGAGGCUGCGUACCGGGCCCUGACGCUGGGAGGCUGGAUGGCCCACUACUUCCAGAGCCGGGGCCCGCGGCAGGAGGCUGCCCUCAAGACCCACAUCUAUCGCUACCUCCGAGCCUUCCUGCCUGAAAGCGGCUUUACCAUCCUGCCCUGUACACGCUAUUCUAUGGAGACAAAUGGAGCCAAGAUUGUGUCUACCAGAGCUUGGAAGAAGAACGAGAAGCUAGAACUGCUGGUGGGCUGCAUCGCGGAGCUGCGGGAGGCUGACGAGGGGCUGCUGAGGGCCGGCGAGAACGACUUCAGCAUCAUGUACUCCACCCGCAAGCGCAGCGCACAGCUGUGGCUGGGCCCCGCCGCCUUCAUAAACCACGACUGCAAACCCAACUGCAAGUUUGUGCCCGCAGAUGGGAACGCAGCCUGUGUGAAGGUACUCCGGGACAUUGAGCCGGGGGACGAGGUAACCUGCUUCUAUGGCGAAGGCUUCUUUGGUGAAAAGAAUGAGCACUGUGAAUGCUAUACCUGUGAGAGGAGAGGCGAAGGGGCCUUCCGACUGCGGCCCAGGGAACCCGCGCCCCCGCGGCUGCUGGACAAGUACGAGCUCCGGGAGACCAAGCGGAGGCUGCAGCAGGGCCUGGAGGGUGGUGGCCGGCUGGGCCCCAGGGCCUGCGCCCACCUGUCCCCACUGCUCCGGGACCCGUUCUGUGCUGCCUGCCAGCCCCUACGCCCCCUGCCCUGCGGCGCCCGCCCUGACGCCUCGCCCCUCUGGCUCCAGUGGCUGCCUCAGCCCCAGCCCCGGGUGCGCCCCCGGAGACGCCGACGCCCCCAGCCCCGGAGGGCCCCAGCUCCCCCCCUUCUCCGUGCUGCCCGCGUCUCCCUGCACCAGUGGGGAGGCUGUGGCCCCCGAUGCUGCCUGCAGGCAGAGGCCCUGGUGGCCCUGGGCCCGGCCCCCCGCGCCCACUGGGCCCCUCAGCAGGACUGGCACUGGGCCCGGCGCUAUGGGCUGCCUUACGUGGUGCGCGUGGACCUGAGCCGGGUGGCCCGGCCCCCACCUGCUGCCCCCGCCCCUGCCCCUGCCGGGACCCCAGGCCCCACCCCCAUCCCCAAGAAGGCCCUCGCCUUUGCCCCCUUCUCCCCACCCAAGCGCCUGCGGCUGGUGGUCAGCCAUGGCUCCAUUGACCUGGACGUCAACGGUGACGGGCCGUGAUGGGCCGGAGGGGAGGCCCCAGGCCAGGAGAGGAUGGGAUCCUGCCUAGUUCCCCCUCCCCCACGGCCCCAUGUUCUCGGGGACUCACUGACCUCUAGAAGGAGCUCUUGGACCUCUGGGAGGGAGCUGGCCCUGGACCCCAGCACAGUUCUUACCGGGCUGGGGGCUGGGUCGGUUUGGAGACACCCAGGGAUCUGACCCCUGACCCUUUGUGACUGCUGACCCCUGAGCCGCCCCCGCCCCAUUGGGUGCCCUGGCCGCUGCUGCCCCACCCCCAUCCCCAACUCCAACCUCAGGACUACAGGAGCCGUUCCCUUCCCUACCCCCCUCCUGCCCAGGGAGCAAAGCCAUAAGGGGUGGGGGCCGCCCCUUGGUGUCUCCCCGGAAGCCCAGGCCUCAGGAGGCGGUGGAACUGACCUGGGGGCGGCCCCCCCUAGAGACUGCCCUGCAGAGGGGAGUGGGUUUGGGCUCAGCUCUGCGACUGUCUGAGGUGGGGGGGGCAAGGUGGAGGGAUGUCUGGGACACGUCCUCACCACCCCGUGGGUCUCAGGGAGGCCGGACGCGACCUCAUCUUUCUCAUGGUGCUGUCCCUGGUGCUACUGGGGUGUGGGGGUCCCUCCCCUCCCCCACACCAGAACGGGGUAUGUUGGGGGAUUGAAAGCACUUGAACUUUUUAUUUUAUUAAAACCUUGUUAUAAGCA